Batrachochytrium dendrobatidis JAM81 is the source of this 795-nucleotide messenger RNA. RefSeq lists its product as uncharacterized. NCBI's taxonomy places the organism in Eukaryota, Fungi, Chytridiomycota, Chytridiomycetes, Rhizophydiales. Gene Ontology annotation, cellular component: mitochondrion. The record is from RefSeq and is a predicted model, not a curated record. The transcript has 6 exons. The coding region runs from base 1 to 795 and encodes 264 amino acids.
AUGCGAUCAUACACUACCACAGGACUUGCUCGGUCUUCUGUAGUAAGACUCGGAGAAUUUAAACCUCGACUUAUAUUCGGCAGUAUGAUAAAGCCUGUAUUUUCUUUUACUGCUGCAUUGCGGUUGAAACCGCCUUGUUUGACCAAUGUUCGCAAUGCAUCCUCAAAGUCAACCACUAUGCGAGGAAGAGUCAUCACCACCAUGAUUGCUGACAAGUAUAUUCCUCCCUCUUCGCUUCCAGCACCCAUCAACAAGGCCAACUGGAACAUUAUUUGGGAACGCAUCAAGAAAUUAGUGUUGGCAACAUGGAGUGUGUAUCAGGUUAAAACGACUACAAAGGGUUGGAAGCCUCGUGCAUUUGCUAUAGAGGCCGAAAAACUGUAUAUUGCAAUGAACAAGGCAUAUGCCAGAGGAGAUCGAGCAGAAUUAAGCAACUGUGUUACGGAUGGCAUGAUGUCAGCACUCAGUCCAGAGAUCAAGGCAAUGCAGCGUAUUGGUAAAUUUGUGUGGGAUUCUAAUGGAUCUGAUCGUCGUCCACAAGUUGUUCAUCUGGCCACUGCCAAGGUUGCUACCGAGACUGGUGAUAUGCGUUUAUCUCAAAUCACAGUUCGUGUCAAUGUCAGACAGUCCAUGGCCACUUAUAAGGACGACACUCUGAUUGCCGGAAAUCCAGAUACCUAUACCAGCAUUGUUGAGCACAUUGUGAUGGAAAAAUGGUUGGAUGGCAAAUGGGCUAAUCGUCCUUGGAAAAUUGCUGGUAAAAUCCAACCUAGUAGCAACUCUGGAUCCAAAUAA